AUGCUGGCAGUCACCUCCAGUUCACCUUCUGGUGGUCAUUCUGAGUGUCAACGGGAUUAUAACAUGCAUACAAGACCUAAGAUCUCCCGUCAUGAAGCUCCAGUUUUCACCCUAAUGCCUAAUGAACCUCAAAGCAGAGUGGAGUUUCUCCAUUACUUCUGUCCUCUCACACUGAACAUCAACACGGCACACAGAGACCUCCAUCUGACUGAAGGGAACAGGAAGGUGACACGUGAGGGGACAAAGGCCAAAUAUCCUGAUCAUCCUAACAGAUUUGACCACUGGCCCCAAGUUCUGUGCAGAGAGGCUCUGACUGGGACUCGCUGUUACUGGGAGGUGGAGUGCACUGGAGACAAUCUGGCGAUUGGAGUCGCAUAUCAAGGACUGAGCAGGAAAGGAGACGGCAUGGAGUGCAGCCUUGGAAACAACGACAAGUCCUGGAGUUUGUAUUGCUCUUAUUCCCAGUACUCGGUGUAUCACAAUAACAAGUGUACUAUCCUCAGCACCCCCUACAGCCCCAGAAUAGGUGUGUAUCUCGACUGGCCUGCUGGCUCGCUGUCAUUUUAUAGCGUCUCACACACAAUGACCCUCCUGCACAGGCUCAACACCUCCUUCACUAAGCCGCUCUAUCCAGGGUUUGGGGUUGGUCCUGACUGUAGUGUGACAAUCUGCCAUCUGACACCAGGUAACAACUGA
Erpetoichthys calabaricus (reedfish) is the source of this 696-nucleotide messenger RNA. RefSeq names its product tripartite motif-containing protein 16-like. The coding region runs from base 1 to 696 and encodes 231 amino acids. The transcript is spliced from 3 exons. Gene Ontology annotation, molecular function: protein binding. The record is from RefSeq and is a predicted model, not a curated record. Lineage: Eukaryota; Metazoa; Chordata; Cladistia; Polypteriformes; Polypteridae.